UUUCUAAGUGUUCAGUCUUUUCAUCGUAACAAUUUGCAAGCAUUAGCCGGUGCAUGUUUAUUUGUAUCAAGUAAAGUGAAAGCACCACAACCAUUGAAUGCUGAAAGGAUUGCUUAUUAUACGGAUGGUGCAGUACGAAUGGAUCAAAUUUUGCAAGGAGAAUUGCUGGUGUUAAAUAAGUUAAAUUGGGAUGUUUCAACAUCGACAGCACUCGAUUUUCUCGAUCAGGUUGCAGCCCGGUACAGUGCUCUACAUCCGUUAUCCGAAGAUAGCCGUAUUGCAGCACAUCGGAUACAAAUGGGGGUAUCACAGGAAAAAUGA
Molecule: messenger RNA, 321 nt
Organism: Acanthocheilonema viteae
Lineage: Eukaryota; Metazoa; Nematoda; Chromadorea; Rhabditida; Onchocercidae
Source: the annotation of a GenBank genome assembly